UUCGAGGCACGCCUGCUCCAUCAAAAAACUUCCCGACAGGGGAACUCAGAUCAUCCGACAGACAACAGUGCUCAACCCAGAGGCACCCGAGGUGACAACGACCGGCCUGAAACGAUUACCUUCAUCAUGGCGAAAACACUAGAGAAGACCCGCAAGCAGAUUGCGAAGAAGAGGAACGGGAAUAUCGAUGCGCUUCACGGGAAGAGCCGAGAUUCAAAACGGCUUCACCGCGCCCAAGUGCGCGAUGACCGACUCGAGAAAAUCGCCGAGACACGACGUAAAAGAGACAAGCCGCUCCUUGCCCGUGCCGCUUUUUUCCAAGAAGCUGUCCAGGAAAAUGGAAACAAAGCUCUCGAGCUCGAGGCCGUUCAGGCGAAAAUUAACGAAUUUGUGCACCAAUAUGAUGAGGAGUACGAAGAGGUCAAGAAGACCCGGCGCGCAGGACGGCCAGCAAGCGCGAGAGAAGAUCUGCUGAAAAUGAAGAUCUCGGCCCUCGAGAGAGAGCACCGCGACGGGUUCUAUCUGCCUGACCUUACUGUGGAAGCAAAUGUUCAGCUGCUCAGCAGAUUCGAAGGAUCCUGGUCGUACCUCACCAGUGUUGCCUGGGUCAAGCUGUCAGCCGCAGGAAACGUCAAGCCCUCCAGCUUCCCUCCCCAGGGUCUCUAAGAUGACCAAACCGUCAACCCGGAGGGAGCCAUGCGGGGCCAUGUGCUCGCCACGCGAACGACGCAGGGGUACUUUCGAUGCCAGCCGGGCUUGCG
Messenger RNA from Chaetomium fimeti, 761 nucleotides. RefSeq names its product translation machinery-associated protein 16. Gene Ontology annotation, cellular component: nucleus. The record is from RefSeq and is a predicted model, not a curated record. The transcript has 5 exons. Lineage: Eukaryota; Fungi; Ascomycota; Sordariomycetes; Sordariales; Chaetomiaceae. Bases 127 to 666 code for a protein of 179 amino acids.